This is a messenger RNA of Aegilops tauschii subsp. strangulata, 3752 nucleotides long. RefSeq names its product protein SLOW WALKER 2. The record is from RefSeq and is a predicted model, not a curated record. NCBI's taxonomy places the organism in Eukaryota, Viridiplantae, Streptophyta, Magnoliopsida, Poales, Poaceae. Gene Ontology annotation, cellular component: nucleus.
AGCACCCUAGUCACACCCUAGCCGCCGCCUCCACCUCCAGUCCUUCCCCCACCGGCGCCACCCUCAGCCGCCGCCUCGCCCUCCAUAUCCCACCUCGCCUCUGCCUGCAUAUCCCCUAGCCGCGGCAUCUAUCCAUGACGGAGCUAAACCCUAAGCCCAAGUCCGCAAAGAAAGCGAGGAAGGCCGCCGCCGGUGGGGAGGAGAAGGGCAUGGAUGCGCUCAAGUCCGAUGUAAUCCCCAAGCUGAAGUCCAGCAAGAAAUCAAAGAAGCCCGCCGCCGAGGAGGGUGAAGAUAAGGGUGCGGACGUGCUCAAGUCCGACGUAAGUCCGGAACCGAAGUCCACCAAGAAGAAGAAGAAGAAGAAGAAGUCCGCCGCCGGUGGGGAGGAGGAUGACAUUGACGCGAUCAAGUCCGACGUCGCCUCGUUCGCCUCGUCGCUGGGACUUGUCCCCGGCGCCGGCAACUCCUCCGGGUUCGACGACUCCGACUUCCGCAAGUCCGGCCCCAUGAGCGCCCCCAAACCGCCCAAGCACCCCCAAACCCCAGAAGCGCCCGCAAACACCGAACCCCCCCAAAACCCUAAACCUACCAAGAAACCGCAUCCUCUCGAGCUCCAUGGCCCUCGUACCGCCGCCACCACCAGUGCCACCACCAGUGCCACCACCAAUUACCCGCUGGUAAAGGCGGGUGCUCUCUCCGGGCAGUGGUACGCUGAUGCUGCUGAGCUGGAGGCCAGGGUCCUAGGCGACCGUAAGCAUGCCGCACCAGCAGUGGGGCUUCAGGAGAUGCAGCGGAUGGUGGAGCGGAAGCGGGAGCUGGCAGAGAAGCUCAUGGCGCAGUACUCGAGGGAGUAUGACUCGGUGCGGCGGGGAACUGGUGAUCUGAAGCUCCUGGAAAUGUCGGCCAAGUCUGGUACAUCAGCCGAUAAGGUGUCGGCGUUCACAUGUCUAGUCGAGGACAAUCCAAUAGCAAACAUGAGGGCGCUUGACUCUCUCCUCGGUAUGGUUGCAUCAAAGGUUGGUAAAAGGUAUGCAUUCACAGGCUUUGAUGCAUUGAGGGAGUUGUUCGAAAUGAGGUUAUUGCCUGAUCGUAAGUUGAAAAGUCUUAUUCAGCGCCCAUUAGACAUUUUACCUGAAACAAAAGAUGGCUACUCGCUUCUCCUAUUCUGGCAUUGGGAAGACUGCUUGAAACAGAGGUAUGAGAAGUUUGUUAUUGCACUGGAGGUUGCGUUAAAAGAUAUGCUGCCAAGCCUUAAGGACAAAGCAAUGAAGACAGUUUCUGCCCUUCUAAAGAGUAAAUCUGAACAGGAACGCCGGUUACUUACAGCUCUUGUUAACAAACUUGGAGAUCCUGAAAGGAGGGCAGCAUCAAGUGCCGCGUAUCUGUUAACAGGUCUUCUGUCCACUCAUCCAAAUAUGAAGAUGGUUGUGAUAGAUGAGGUGGACUCAUUUCUGUUCAGACCACAUGUUGGGCUUCGGGCCAAAUACCAAGCCGUCAACUUUUUGAGCCAUAUUUUUCUUACCAGUAAAGGAGAUGGACCUAAAAUUGCAAAACGGUUGGUGGAUGUCUACAUUGCGGUUUUCAAGGUACUCAUGUCUUGCCCUCGUGAUAGUAAAGGAGAAAAACAAAGUAAACAUGGCAAGAAAAAGGUUGAAAAUGGGAAAACAAAGGGGCGAGAGGACAAGGUCAACGACUCUAAUUCACAUGGAAACCAUGAAAUGGAUCCACCAGCAGGAACAGAUUUAGAGAUGGAUUCCCGCCUUCUCUCUGCACUUUUAUCUGGCGUAAAUAGAGCGCUACCAUAUGUUGCAAGCUCUGAAGUUGAUGAUAUUGUGGAAGUUCAGACACCAAUUCUUUUUAGACUGGUUCACUCUGAGAACUUCAAUGUUGGUGUUCAGGCGUUAAUGCUUUUAUAUCAGAUCUCCACAAAAAAUCAGAUAGCAAGUGACCGUUUUUACCGCGCGUUAUAUGCGAAACUUUUGAGUCCUUCAGCUGUUUCUUCAUCAAAGCCGGAAUUAUUUCUGGGUCUGUUGGUGAAAGCAAUGAAGAACGAUGUAAUGCUGAAGAGAGUAGCUGCAUUUUCGAAGCGUCUGCUUCAGGUUGCUCUUCAACGCCCUCCACAGUAUGCUUGUGGAUGCCUUUUCAUACUGUCUGAGGUCCUUAAAACAAAGCCACCAUUAUGGACGAUUGUGCUCCAGAAUGAAUCUGUCGAUGAUGGUAUCGAACACUUCGAAGACAUUGUAGAGAAUCCUGAGGACCCUGCUAUUGCUUCAACAAGUCCAAUCAAACAGGAUAGUAUGUUGGCUUCACUUGAGAAAUACAAUUCUGACGGCGAGGAUGAUUCUGAUGCUACGAAACAAGUAAAAGUGUCCGCUAGUGAUGAGAACGGUCAAACCAAUGCAUCAGCUGAGGGGUCGACAUCACAUGUAUUAUAUAAUCCACGACACAGAGAGCCUUCUUACUGCAACGCAGAUCGUGCUAGUUGGUGGGAGCUAACGUUAUUGGCCUCACAUGUGCACCCGUCAGUAUUUACAAUGGCUAGGACAUUGCUAUCUGGAAACAAUAUUGUUUAUAAUGGUGAUCCAUUGACAGACCUGUCGCUUCCUGCCUUCCUUGACAAAUUCAUGGAGAAGAAACCAAAAGGAAACCGCAUCGCUGAAGGGAAAUGGCAUGGUGGAUCACAAAUUGCACCAGCUAAAAAGCUUGACCUGAAUCAUCAUCUCAUUGGACAAGAUCUGCUAGAAUUGGCAGAAAAUGAAGUUCCUCCAGAAGAUGUUGUUUUCCAUCGCUUCUACAUGAACAAGACAGGCCCUAUUAAGCCCAAGGCAAAGAAGAAAGCUUCAGUUCUGGAUGAAGAUACUGGAGAGCUCUUAGCUGAUGACGUUGAUGAUGGCAGUGAUGAAAGUGAUGACGAGAUGCAGGAGCUGGAUGAAAGUGAUGACGAGAUGCAGGAGCUGGAAGAUGAGUCCGCGGAGGAUGGAGAAUAUGACUACGACAAUCUGGACGCCAAGGCAUUUGAGGAGGAAGGGGAUUUGCUUAGAGAUGACAGUGAUGCUGAUGUGUUGGAUGACAUUUCAGAUGACGACGAGGAUGAUGAUGAAGAUGAUGGUCUUAACUUGUCGUAUGUGGACGAGAGUGCUGACGAUUCAGAUGAUGAUGUUACCGAUGUAAAGGCUGCAGCUGCAGCCCGUGGGCAAAAGCGAAAGAGCCGCUCAACUCCAUUUGCAAGUCUAGAAGAGUACGAACAUCUCAUGGAGGGGGAGGCCGAGAAGUCUACUUUGAAGAAGCAGCAGCGGAAGCACAAGGAAGCUGGGGACAGUAUGGGCCGUAAGGAGAGAGGACAGAAACAGUCGGGAUCACGAAAGAGAAAGUCCCAAGAGAUCUGAAUGAGAAUGAGCUUAUACCAUGCUGGGAAAUGUUUGUGGCGAUGUUGCUCGCUAAAGUUUUGUAGUUUUGGAAGACGCAAGCGGCUGGCAACAUGUUGGUCUACCUUCUGGCACUCGCCGCCACCAGUUCCUCUCCGCCCGUCCUUUUGCCGGUGGGGGCGCGCUAACUCUUGCAGGAAGAAAGAACGGCGUGUGAUCAGGCUCGGAGAAUUAAGCUUUCAGUCAUCAUCUCGUCUAGGCGUGUAACAGCUUGGAUUCUCUAAUUUUGACAUUUUCUCUAUGUUGCAAACAUUCUUUUUCCUACAUUAUGUAAACCGGGUGCCUGAAGAAGCUAUAUCCACCUAAAUUUGUUACUUUUUCAUAAAA